Molecule: messenger RNA, 1484 nt
Organism: Sesamum indicum (sesame)
Lineage: Eukaryota; Viridiplantae; Streptophyta; Magnoliopsida; Lamiales; Pedaliaceae
Gene: CP33
Product: chloroplast RNA-binding protein 33
Biological process (GO): chloroplast rRNA processing
Cellular component (GO): chloroplast thylakoid membrane
Molecular function (GO): mRNA binding
Source: RefSeq, a predicted model, not a curated record
CACUACAAAUACAGUCUCAACCAAACCUUAUCCCCACUUCAUCUUCUCAACUCCAGCACCCUGUUCCAUCUACCUCCCCAGUUCUCAGUUUUCUACUGCCAUUCCCUACUUGGAGCUUCAGACUAAGGAGAAAAAUGUCAGCAUCUUCCCUUUCAGUCGCAGCUGCUGCGAUUGGUACUUCUUCACAUUAUUUGUCUUCAACUACCAUUAAUGAUCAUCUUUCUCUUCAUUUCUUCCCCUGUAAGGCAAACCCCGUAAAGAGCCUUUCAAAAAUCAGGACUUGUCUCAGUUACUCUCCCUUUUCUUUCCAUUCUCGAUCUUCCAUAUACUGCGUUUCGAGUGCGUUUGACAGCGUUGAGUUGAAUCAAGAAGAAGUGGAAGAAGAGCUAGAAAGCAGUAUUCAAGAAACAGUAACUGAAGCUGAGGAGGAAGAAAAUGGAGUCUCACCAUCUGCGGAAGCUGGGAGGCUAUACGUGGGCAACUUGCCAUUUUCAAUGACAUCUUCCCAGUUGUCUGAAAUCUUUGCGGAAGCUGGCCGUGUUGCUUCUGUGGAGAUCGUAUAUGAUAGAGUUACAGAUAGGAGUCGAGGAUUUGCAUUUGUUACUAUGGGCAGCGUUGAAGAAGCCAAAGAGGCAAUCCGGUUAUUUGAUGGAGCUCAAAUCGGUGGUCGUACUGCAAAGGUUAACUUCCCUGAGGUUCCCAGAGGUGGUGAACGCGAAGUAAUGACUCCAAAGAUACGAAGCAGCUCUCAGGGCUUUGUGGAUAGCCCCCAUAAAAUAUAUGCCGGCAACCUCAGCUGGGGCCUCACAUCUCAAGCCCUGAGAGAAGCUUUUGCAGAACAGCCAGGAUUCCUAAGCGCCAAGGUCAUUUAUGAUAGGGACUCUGGAAGAUCUCGAGGCUUUGGAUUCAUUACUUUCACAUCUGCGGAAGAAGUCCAAUCUGCACUGAACGCCAUGAAUGGAGUGGAGGUGGAAGGCCGACCAUUAAGGUUAAAUCUAGCGGAGCAAAGAGCUCCAGCAUCUCCUCCGCCAGCAGUUGAGAAUACAUCAGAAACUGAUGUGGAAAACAGUGAGAUGCUUUCAAGUGUUAGUACCUGAGUGGAAAUGCAGUAUGGAGUUAAUUGCGUAUACUAAAAAAGUUAUGGUGAAUUCAUGCAAAACCAAUACUCAAGCACAGAUUUAACCUCGAUGCAUGAUGCGGGCUCCAUUUUCUUGAGAUUCUUCUUUGCUUACUCUGGUUCCGCCGAUUUUGAGAUGUUUAUAGUUAUAUUGUAGCUAAGGAUGUAACUGUAGAUCGAAUUGGAACUUAUAGAUGUAAGUUUGGACAAAAUAGCCGGAACACAAAUAUAACCUUGUUCACUUAUUGAUCUAGAUUGCUUCUAGUUCUCGAGUAACACUUUACCCUCUAAAUUAUGCACCAUGUAGCAUAUUCUGUUGGUUCUCUAUCAGUUUAAUAAUGCGAAGGUUUAAUGCCCAAUUUUGAAA